Molecule: messenger RNA, 3139 nt
Organism: Peromyscus leucopus (white-footed mouse)
Lineage: Eukaryota; Metazoa; Chordata; Mammalia; Rodentia; Cricetidae
Gene: Rad23b
Product: RAD23 homolog B, nucleotide excision repair protein
Exons: 10
Coding region: 341-1600 (419 amino acids)
Biological process (GO): nucleotide-excision repair; proteasome-mediated ubiquitin-dependent protein catabolic process
Cellular component (GO): cytosol; nucleoplasm
Molecular function (GO): polyubiquitin modification-dependent protein binding; damaged DNA binding; ubiquitin binding
Source: RefSeq, a predicted model, not a curated record
CCCAUCCUCCGGGUUUUUUUUCUGGUGGGGGAGGGGGCACGUCUCGGCGAGUCACGGUGAUGGCGGCCACCAUCCUGUGGUGAGGUAGCGGAUUCUCUGCGGCUCUCGGAGAGACCCUCGCGCCGCCUGCGGGCCCGGUGGCUGGCGCGUGAGGAAGCACCGCGGGCCGGGCUUGCGGGGAAGGCGGCAAGGACCGGCGGCGCGGCCAGGGAACGAGGGGCCCGGGGCGAGGGAGCCUCGGCGGGGCGAAUGUGACAAGCCCCCCCACCCCCACCGCCUUCCUCUUGAGAGCGCGAGGACCGCGGCCACCCCGGGGCGCCCAGGCCCCGGCGCAGGCACCAUGCAGGUCACUCUGAAGACCCUUCAGCAGCAGACCUUCAAGAUCGACAUCGACCCGGAGGAGACGGUAAAGGCACUGAAAGAGAAGAUUGAAUCUGAAAAGGGGAAAGAUGCCUUUCCAGUAGCAGGUCAGAAGUUAAUCUAUGCAGGCAAAAUCCUCAGUGAUGAUACUGCUCUCAAAGAAUACAAAAUUGAUGAGAAAAACUUUGUGGUGGUCAUGGUGACAAAACCCAAAGCAGUGACAGCACCAGUGCCAGCGGCAACUCAGCAAUCGAAUGCUCCCACCACUACUGCAGUUAGCUCCUCCACAGCAACAGUUGUGGCUCAGGCUCCAACUUCCACCCCUGCUUCAGCUCCCACUUCCACACCUGCGUCUACUACUCCAGCCUCAACUCCAGCAUCUUCUGAACCCACACCUGCUAGUGCAACUCAGCCUGAGAAACCUGCAGAAAAGCCAGCGCAGUCACCAGUGGUUACUAGCCCAGCACCAGCUGACAGUACACCAGGAGAUUCUUCCCGGUCAAAUCUUUUUGAAGAUGCAACAAGUGCCCUUGUGACAGGUCAGUCUUACGAGAAUAUGAUAACUGAGAUCAUGUCAAUGGGCUACGAACGAGAGCAAGUAAUUGCAGCCCUGAGAGCUAGUUUCAACAAUCCUGACAGAGCUGUGGAAUAUCUUCUAAUGGGAAUCCCUGGAGAUAGAGAAAGUCAAGCUGUGGUUGAUCCUCCUCCCCAAGCAGUGAGUACUGGAACUCCUCAGUCUCCAGCAGUGGCGGCAGCUGCAGCAACCACCACAGCAACGACAACUAGUGCUGGAGGCCACCCCCUUGAAUUUUUACGGAAUCAGCCUCAGUUUCAGCAGAUGCGACAAAUUAUCCAGCAGAAUCCUUCCCUGCUUCCAGCUUUGCUACAGCAGAUAGGUCGAGAGAAUCCUCAGUUGCUGCAGCAAAUUAGCCAACACCAGGAACAUUUUAUUCAGAUGCUAAAUGAACCAGUUCAGGAAGCAGGUGGUCAAGGUGGAGGAGGAGGUGGUGGAGGUGGUGGAGGCGGAGGAGGUGGCGGAGGUGGAAGUGGAGGAAUUGCAGAAGCUGGAAGUGGGCACAUGAACUACAUUCAAGUAACACCUCAGGAAAAAGAAGCUAUAGAACGGUUAAAGGCACUGGGAUUUCCUGAAGGACUUGUGAUUCAAGCAUAUUUUGCUUGUGAGAAGAAUGAGAAUUUGGCUGCCAACUUUCUUCUACAGCAGAACUUUGAUGAAGACUGAAGGGACUCUUUUGUAUCUCACACUCACACCAGUGCAUUACACUAACUUUGUUCACUGGAUUGUCUGGGGUGACUUGGGCUCAUAUCCACAAUAUUUGGUAUAUGGUAGUAGGUUGGUGGGGGCGGGAGGGAGGGAGCUAGGACAUAGGGCAGGGAUACAUACCGUGCAUGUCUGCUUCAAUUAGCAGAUGCUGCAGAUCCACACAGUGUAAAAUACUAUACAACCAAACAUCCGCCUUUGCAGGUCUUUAUUCUUCUAAGCAGUAGAUAACAUUUCCUGGGUUUCAUUCCUCUAGUGUAUUAGAUCCAGAAAUUUAGUGUGAUGCCCUGCUUUCUCUUUUCUUUGACUUAACAUUGGUUUCUGAAAGAAUCUUUGCUACCUAGAACCUAUAGUCUGUUUUAUGGCAACACUGGAUAAUGGCUUUUUGAAAUUGGAAAAAGAAAUUGGAGCACCUGUAAAAACAGAAAUGCCAAAUUAUUGAUGGUCAUUGUUGCUGCUUCACGUUGAUAUGAAAUUGAUGCGAAAGGAAGCCCGUUCUUCAUGUUCAGUCCUUGGGGUGGGGAGGGUAGAAAGGGGACUUUUCUUAAAAUGAAAAUAAUUACUGCUAUUUUAAAAUUACCUGAUUAUUGAAUGUGAGACCCUCUAACAUGAUUUGAGAAGCUGUACACAUAUAGGCAGAGUUAUUUUCCUGUUUACAUUCUUUGUUUGUUGGGGGAAAUUGGUAGGUGUCUAAUUACUGUUUACUUCAUUGUUGUAUUGCAGUAAAAAGUUUAAAACAACCAUUGCAUGUUUGCUUUUGAUGUAUCCCUUUGUGAAAUUAGCACUUUUGGGGCCAAUGAAGAAAUGCAGCAUUCAGUCUCCUUACCCUUCCCUUUCCUCAGUAGAAAUGCGUUUGUCAGCAGGUCAUGAGUCAAACUGCUGCCUUUAAAAAAGCCACAAAAUGCUGAUUCAGUUCAAAAUUAAUGCAAAUCUUUCAAAAUUGGGUUUCUGAUAUUUGUGGAUGUCUUCAUUAGAUAAGAAUGUAUUACCAUUAAAUCCAUUAGUAUUACAUUGCUUUCAAAGAGGAGGUGGGUGGGGUUAUAAUCCAGCAUCUUUUACUGCAUUUAAAGUUGGGAGAAAACUUUUGUAUGGUCGGGAGAUGUGGCUGGAAAGUACUUUGGAAAAUAUACAAUCAAGAUAUCUCGUGGCAUAUUAAAAGAAAAAUCUCAAUCACAGUGUUGACUUUUAUUUGGAAUUUGCUCAUCUCAGUUUUUCUUUGGAAACUCCCUCAUUAGUAUUGCUGUUUGAUGGUAAGAGGGGCCACGUGCCAUCUUGUUGAAUUUGUCAAAUCUUCUUUUCCUGAAUAUAAACAAAGUAUUGAAAGAAGUAAUGUCUCCCACCAUCUCAUUCCAUGUGAGAAGAUGGCUUUGCAGACCCCUUGCCCAGUCUCCUGCACUGUGCUCAAUACCACUUGGUGAUUGAUGACUCUUAAGCUUGCUCGUCAUGCGCUCACAACCUGUUUCGUGAAAAUAAAUGGAACCAUGAUUUGCCUUCACCAUA